This is a messenger RNA of Zygosaccharomyces rouxii, 825 nucleotides long. RefSeq names its product pyridoxal phosphate homeostasis protein. The transcript has a single exon. The record is from RefSeq and is a predicted model, not a curated record. Lineage: Eukaryota; Fungi; Ascomycota; Saccharomycetes; Saccharomycetales; Saccharomycetaceae. Bases 1 to 825 code for a protein of 274 amino acids. Gene Ontology annotation, cellular component: intracellular anatomical structure. Gene Ontology annotation, molecular function: pyridoxal phosphate binding.
AUGCUAAAGGCAGCUAUAAGAGCGGUUGAAACAGGCAAAGCUGGACUUGUCGGCCCAAGACUGUUACAUAGUAUGGUUCCCUACGACGUGAAUAGAGCUCAAGAAUUGAUAGCUAGAUACAAUGAAGUGAAGUCUUCCUGCGAUGCUGCUUGUGAAAAAGCCGGUGUCAAUCGUGAAGUCUUACUACUUGCAGUGUCCAAACUAAAGCCUGCUAGUGAUAUUCAAAUUCUUUAUGACCAUGGUGUUCGACAUUUUGGUGAGAAUUACGUCCAAGAAUUGAUAGAAAAAUCUAAGUUACUUCCUCAAGACAUUCAAUGGCACUUCAUUGGUGGUUUACAAACUAACAAAUGUAAGGACUUAGCUAAAGUUACAAAUAUCCGUUAUGUGGAAACUAUUGAUUCUUUGAAAAAGGCUAAAAAAUUGAAUGAAACCAGAGUAGAAGGCGCACCAGUAAUUCUUUGUAAUAUCCAAAUUAACACCUCUGAUGAAAGUCAAAAAUCUGGAUUGAGCAACGAAAAGGAAAUUUUUGAAUUAGUAGAAUUUUUCCUAAGUCCUGAGUCCAAAAAUGUCCAAUUAGAAGGCCUUUUGACUAUCGGUUCUUGGGACUCUUCUCAUUCAGAUGAUCCCAAUGUCGAUAAUGCUGAUUUCUCAACUUUAGCUCACUGGAAAUCGAAGAUCGAUGAAAAAUUCGGUAUCAAUUUAAAAUUGUCUAUGGGGAUGAGUGCAGAUUUUAAGCAAGCCGUUAGACAAGGAUCUUCAGAAAUCAGAAUAGGAACUGACAUAUUCGGUACAAGACCCGCAAAAGCUGAUGCUAAAAUCAUUUGA